Molecule: messenger RNA, 3673 nt
Organism: Hippopotamus amphibius kiboko
Lineage: Eukaryota; Metazoa; Chordata; Mammalia; Artiodactyla; Hippopotamidae
Gene: BAIAP2L1
Product: BAR/IMD domain containing adaptor protein 2 like 1
Exons: 14
Coding region: 293-1825 (510 amino acids)
Biological process (GO): positive regulation of actin filament polymerization; actin crosslink formation; actin filament bundle assembly
Cellular component (GO): cytosol; nucleoplasm
Molecular function (GO): protein binding
Source: RefSeq, a predicted model, not a curated record
CGGCCGCCCCGCCCGCCUCAGGUGGGGUCACCGGGCCCGCCCUGCUCGCUCCGGCGGCGUCCGGUCGCGUCUCCUCAGCUUCUCGACCGCGGCCGCGGCGGCGGCGGUAGCUCUUCAAGUUUUGACGUUUCGGCCGCGGAGGCGCGCGCCUGCUGUGCCCGGCCGCCGGCUGUGGAGGCGGCUGACCCUCGAGGGCCCCUCAGCCGCGCCCCGGCGCUCCCGCCGCCCAGCGUCGGGCGGCCCCGAGGCCCGGCCGCGUCCUCCCGCGCUCGCCCGCCCGGCGGCUGCAGCCAUGUCGCGGGGGCCGGAGGAGGUGAACCGGCUCACGGAGAGCACCUACCGGAAUGUUAUGGAACAGUUCAAUCCCGGGCUACGAAAUUUAAUAAACCUGGGAAAAAAUUAUGAAAAAGCUGUUAAUGCUAUGAUCCUGGCAGGAAAAGCCUACUACGAUGGAGUGGCCAAGAUUGGUGAGAUUGCCACCGGGUCCCCCGUGUCGACAGAGCUAGGCCAUGUUCUCAUAGAGAUUUCGAGUAUCCACAAGAAACUCAAUGAGAGCCUUGAUGAAAACUUCAAAAAUUUCCAUAAAGAGAUCAUCCGUGAGCUGGAGAAGAAGACAGAACUUGAUGUGAAAUAUAUGAACGCAACUCUCAAAAGAUACCAAGCAGAACACAGGAAUAAAUUAGAUUCUUUGGAGAAAUCUCAAGCUGAAUUGAAGAAGAUCAGAAGGAAAAGUCAAGGAGGACGAAAUGCUCUCAAAUAUGAACACAAAGAGAUUGAGUAUGUAGAAACCAUUACUUCUCGCCAGAAUGAAAUCCAGAAAUUUAUUGCAGAUGGUUGCAAAGAAGCUCUACUUGAGGAGAAAAGGCGCUUCUGCUUUCUAGUUGACAAACACUGCAGCUUCGCGAAUCACAUACAUCAUUAUCACUUACAGUCUGCAGAAUUGAUCAAUUCCAAACUGCCUAAGUGGCAAGAAACGUGUGGUGAUGCCACCAAAGUACCAGAGAAAGUCAUGAAUAUGAUUGAAGAAAUUAAGACCCCAAUCUCCACCCCAAUGUCUGGAACGCCUCUGCCUUCACCCAUGAUCGAGAGAAGUAGCGGGGUUGGGCGAGAUUAUGACACCCUUUCUCAAUAUUCACCAAAGAUCCCCUCGGCUCCUUCAGCCAGAGCAUCGACCAGCCCUUUGGUUGACAUGUUUAAUAACCCAGCCACAGUCGCACAGAAUUCAGAAAGAAAAAAUAAUUCAACAGGUUCUUCAGAUGACCCCAGUUUACAGCGAUCGGUUUCUGUUGCCACCGGACUGAACAUGGUGAAAAAACAGAAAGUGAAAACCAUCUUUCCGCACACAGCUGGCGCUAACCAGACCUUACUUAGCUUCGCACAGGGGGAUGUCAUAACGCUGCUCAUCUCUGAGGAGAAGGAUGGCUGGUUGUACGGAGAGCAUGACGACACCAAAGUGAGGGGUUGGUUCCCAUCGUCAUACACAAAGUUGCUGGAGGAAAACUCCAAGGAGACCCUGAGCGUGCCCGGGCCAAGCUCAGCGCCGGUACGAAGUGUGAGCACAAUGAACUUAUCUGAGAAAAGCAGCGUCGUCAUCCCACCACCGGAUUACUUGGAAUGUUUGUCCACGGGGGCGGCUGCAGAUAAGAAAGAUGUUUCCCAAAAUGCUCCUACCUUUAAAGCACCAGUGUCCAAACCAGAAACCACGUCUCCGAACAAUGCAAAUGGGUUUGCAAAGCCUCCUUUUCUCAGUGGAGAAAACCCCUUUGCUACUGUGAAACUCCGACCAACGGUGACAAACGAUCGUUCAGCACCAAUCAUUCAAUGAAAAGGUGGCCCCGGAAUCUUCUGGUUCCCCGCUGGGUUCUCACUUGGGAAAAGAUAGGAACAUGUGUGUGAUAAGUGCUGUCUUAUUGUAAAGCUUUACCAGAGGGUGCCUGAUUUUACACGUAUUCCACUUGAGCAAAUCAGUGCAUUUCCUAAUUUAACAUGGUUGGGUUUACAUAUUUCUGUCUUUAAGAUAAAUCCGUCAUAGUUUAGUUACAACUCAAUCACUUAAAAUAUUUUCUUCCCAUUCUGUUCAAAAACAGUAAAUCUGGUUCCAAUCCUUAUUGUAUCAUUUUCUGAAACUAUUCUAUGAUUAUUUUUUUAACAGCCAGCGUAAGGGACAGUCAAUGCUUUUGUGACUGGCUUUCUGCACCUGAAUGCAAAUGAGAUCAGUUUUAUUUUACAAAGCAUGUGCUCUUAAAUAGCAUUAUGAUGUUUAAAGGAAAUACUGUGUAAAUUUGCAUCAUAGCAUGCAAAUAAUCUUAAGCAAUAUAAAUUAUGAGAAUAUUGUAUAAAAUUUAAUUUUUUAACUUAAAAAUUUUUAAAUGUUUGCUUAAUCAAAUGUAGCCCUGCCCAAAAUGCAGCCUCCUGCAAGUUCUCAUGACUUAGACACAGCUCUAGAGCACUGAGAAGUCACCUGUCCCUAUCACAGCCAUGUUAGUACUUGAAUAAUUUCUAAGAAGUACUGAAUUUGGUAUUCUGAGUUACUGACUGGAAUGACUAGUGAAAACACACCAGGCCAUGCCACAUAUGGGCCUGGCUCACAGGGUAACGCAUGCCUCUGGAGACUCCACGUGCAGAAGCCCUGGGUCCUGUCACUAAGCUAGCUGACCAAAGCUGCCUCCAUCACUAAUAUACUCUGAAACCUCAUGGGGUGCAAGUUUCUCUACUUUUCAAUCAGGUGUUGAAACUGCAAACAGCACUGAUAAAGCCAGGAGGAUCGGGGGGCUGCACUCCAGCUGAGUCCCACUCCAGUGCACUGUGAACCUGGGCUUCUACAGGGGGGUGUCAGAGCCAGUGGUGGUGGGUUUUUUUUUUUUGUCUGUGGCUGUCAGGGACUAGGCCCAAUUUGGAGGAGUGGAGAGCGGUGAUGAAAACUCACACCCAGGCCAUCCACUGUGUGCGGGCAGGGGAGGGGGACUGUUGCCUAUCACAGCUUUUAGUUUUGCCAUGAACGUUUCUAUACGCUUGAAAUUGGUCAAGGUCAAAUGCAGGUAAACCAGUGUAAGCAUGUGACACUUCGGGUUCUUGGUCCUGUCCUCCUCCUGGCUGGGCCCGCCAAGCGGGCAACCCCGCCACGACCCCUUGGUGGUGGGAGUCUGGGACUGUGUGAGGGCUCCCAGGAACGGCAGGCUGAGGGCAUCUGUCAAGCAGCACACUUCUGUUGAGAGCAGACACCUCUGCCAGCCAAGAAAACACAAUCAGAUCAGUCACAUGGCCCACUGCUCCUCUCACCAUUUAACAACAGUAGCCCUUUAUUUUGAACAGUGUGGAGGGAGUGAGGUAGCCCUUUAUUUUGAACAGUGUGGAGGGAGCGAGCUGUAGGCUUUGGGAGCUUGUUAAUGUGGGAGAAGGGGCAGGGGGUGUCACACUGGCCUCCAGAACUCCGCUGCUGGGGAUCUUACGGCUGUGUUACAGCGCCGGCACGGGUCCUGGGACCAUCAGAUGCCCUUUGCAGGCCCACCUGGUUCACCCAGCCUGUCCACAACGCCACAGAAGGGACCCCAGCCAUCACUUACCUGCCUCACACAGGACAGGAGGCCUUGCCUUAGGUCCUGGGCACUGGGGUGCAUGCUCUGUAAAUGUCAAGGUAUUAGGUUUCAUUAUAAUAAUAAAAACUUGAAAACUA